CGGCAUUUAGGAUCGGUGCCGGCAUUUGGGAUCGGCCCCAGGUGUCCCCGCCGCCAUGACGUCAUACCGCCAGGAGCUGGAGAAAUAUCGCGACAUCGACGAGGACAAAAUCCUGCAGGAAAUGUCCCCGGAGGAGCUGGCACAGCUGGACGCCGAGCUGGCCGAGAUGGACCCCGAGAAUGUCCUGCUGCCGGCGGGGCUGCGCCAGCGGGACCAGACCCAGAAGAGCCCCACGGGGCCGCUGGACCGGGAGGCGCUGCUGCAGCACCUGGAGAGACAGGCCCUGGAGACAGCCAUCCUGGGCAUGUACACCCUGAUGAGUAACAAGCAGUAUUACGACGCCAUCUGCAGCGGGACCAUCUCCAACACCGAGGGCAUCAACAGCGUGGUGCAGCCUGACCGGUACCCCCCGGUCCUCAACCUCGAGUCCAACUUCAUCAGCGCGGCCGGAAUGCUGCGGGUGCUGGGGGCAGUGCCGGACUGCCGGACACUGGCCGAGCUCAGAGUGGACAAUCAGUGCCAUCGGUUUGGGGACACGGUGGAGAUGGCGAUGGCGGCCAUGCUGGAGCAGUGUCCCUGUGCACUGUGCUCUGGGGACAUGGGGGAUGACACGGGGGUGACAAUGGUGACACAGGGGGGUGUCAAUGGUGACAAUG
Messenger RNA from Malurus melanocephalus (red-backed fairy wren), 656 nucleotides. Its product is annotated as tropomodulin-4-like. The annotation marks the transcript as partial. Gene Ontology annotation, molecular function: tropomyosin binding. Lineage: Eukaryota; Metazoa; Chordata; Aves; Passeriformes; Maluridae. The transcript is spliced from 7 exons. Gene Ontology annotation, cellular component: myofibril; striated muscle thin filament. Gene Ontology annotation, biological process: pointed-end actin filament capping; muscle contraction; myofibril assembly. The record is from RefSeq and is a predicted model, not a curated record.